ACCGGGCAGGAUUGCACCACAGUCCAGGAGGGGCGGCCUCAGCGAGGCUUCCGCGGACGGAGGGUUUUUCCGUCUCACAAAGGCAAGAAGAGUCGAGUCAGCCCAGCCGCCGCCAUGGCUCUGCUCAGAGGUGUUUUCAUUGUUUCUGCCAAGAGGACCCCAUUUGGAGCUUUUGGAGGUCUCCUCAAAGACUUCACUGCUACCGACCUCUCAGAGAUUGCAGCACGCUCAGCUCUGUCUGCAGGCAAAAUAUCUCCUGAAAUCAUUGACAGUUUGAUUGUAGGCAAUGUCAUGCAGUGUUCUCCAGAUGCUAUUUAUCUUGCCAGACAUGUUGGUUUGCGCAUUGGGGUGCCGGUUGCCGUUCCUGCCCUAACAGUCAACAGAUUGUGUGGAUCAGGCUUCCAAUCUAUUGCCAAUGGAUGUCAGGAAAUUUGCCUUAAGGAAUCAGAGGUAGUGCUGUGUGGUGGAGCUGAAAACAUGAGUCAGUCCCCAUAUACUGUUCGAAAUAUCCGCUUUGGAACAAAACUUGGUCUUGAUCUCAAGCUGGAAGAUACGUUGUGGGCGGGGUUAACAGAUCUGCAUAUUAAGACCCCUAUGGCUAUUACGGCUGAAAACCUUGCUGCGAAAUAUAACAUCACAAGGGAGGAAUGCGAUCGCUAUGCCCUGAAGUCACAGCAAAGGUGGAAAGCUGGUGAUGAAGCUGGUUAUUUCAAGGCUGAGAUGGCACCUAUUGAAGUAAAAACGAAGAAGGGCAAGCAGAUUAUGGAACAGGACGAGCACCCCCGACCCAAGGCAACAAUGGAAGAGUUGGGGAAGCUCCCUCCGGUGUUCAAGAAAGAUGGAACCGUCACUGCUGGCAAUGCCUCGGGGAUAUGUGAUGGAGCUGGUGUGGUGGUCAUAGCAAGUGAAGAUGCUGUUAAGAAGCACAAUCUCACUCCUUUGGCUAGAAUAGUAUCCUAUCAUUCAGUUGGAUGUGACCCCAACAUCAUGGGCAUUGGUCCAGUCCCUGCUAUUACAGAAGCACUGAAGAAAGCUGGCCUGUCUCUGAAAGACAUGGACUUGGUUGAGGUUAAUGAAGCUUUCGCACCACAGUACUUGGCAGUGGAGAAGGUUUUGGGUCUGGAUCCAGAGAAAACGAACAUCCAUGGGGGAGCCAUUGCUUUGGGUCACCCUCUGGGAGCAUCUGGUACAAGGAUCACUGCUCAUCUGGUUCACGAACUAAGGCGUCGUGGAGGCAAAUAUGCAGUUGGUUCUGCUUGCAUUGGAGGUGGCCAAGGUAUAGCUGUCGUCAUUGAAAAUACAGCCUAAGAACUUCAGUAACCAAACAUUGAACUCUCCAGCUAUCCCUUCGCAUGAAGAUUUUAGAAGGGAGAGGAUGGCUCCUCUUGUCUGCAAAUUCAGAAACUCAGCAGCAUUAACUAUCAAGCAGACUGAAGGAAGAAAUGCAAAAUAAUUUUUAAAGAAAAGAACUAAAUAAUUUCUAAUUUGACUGUGUGGAUCUAGACAUAAUCUUCCCUGAUUUGCUACCUCCUACUAAGUUUAAUUUUUGACACACACAGAGGAAUUUUCUGGAAUAAAUAAUAAACUGCCUAGUAUUUACUAAGUGCAAUUCAUGUCACAGCAAAGAUGUGCCAAGACCAGCGUUCCCCAACUUGGGGGGUCAGGACCUCCAAAGGAGAUUGCAGAGUGUUUUCUUU
This is a messenger RNA of Pogona vitticeps (central bearded dragon), 1697 nucleotides long. It is a transcript of the gene ACAA2, whose product is annotated as acetyl-CoA acyltransferase 2. Gene Ontology annotation, cellular component: mitochondrion. The record is from RefSeq and is a predicted model, not a curated record. Gene Ontology annotation, biological process: fatty acid beta-oxidation. Gene Ontology annotation, molecular function: acetyl-CoA C-acetyltransferase activity. Lineage: Eukaryota; Metazoa; Chordata; Lepidosauria; Squamata; Agamidae.